Molecule: messenger RNA, 1497 nt
Organism: Cyphellophora attinorum
Lineage: Eukaryota; Fungi; Ascomycota; Eurotiomycetes; Chaetothyriales; Cyphellophoraceae
Product: Isotrichodermin C-15 hydroxylase
Exons: 2
Coding region: 1-1497 (498 amino acids)
Molecular function (GO): iron ion binding; oxidoreductase activity, acting on paired donors, with incorporation or reduction of molecular oxygen; heme binding
Source: RefSeq, a predicted model, not a curated record
AUGUGGCUCCGACUCUUACUGCCUGUGGCACUUCUAUGGUCGAUAUCGAAAUUGUACACGGCAUUCUUUGGACCACUCUGUCGCUAUCCCGGGCCUCUACUGAACAAGCUUACAUCGUUGCCCUACGUCCGCGUUGUCUCCACUGGCAAGGAAGCUACAACUAUCCGGCAAUGGCACGACAAGUACGGGCCCGUCGUACGCGUCGCCCCAAAUCGGCUUUCGUACGUCGGAUUUCCAGAGACAUGGGCCGAUAUCUGUGGCGUCGGCGCAAAAUCGAACCAGCCAGGGCUUCCCAAAGAUCCGGCCUGGUACGAAGAGACUCUCUAUGGAACACCAAACCUUGUCAUGUGUACCGACGAAGACCAUCGGCGGCAACGACGAAUCUUUGGUCGCGCAUUCAGUGAGAAAGCCCUAAGAGAUCAGGAGCCACUUCUGAGGCGAUGGGCUAGUGCACUGUACUACAAGCUCUUGGAAAAGUCUGCCGGCGGUGCGUCGCUCGACAUGCUCAAAAUGUUCAAUUGCACAACAUUCGAUAUCAUGGCAGACCUAUGUUUUGCUGAGCCACUAUACAUGCUCGAGAAUACCACAUACGCGCCAUGGGUGGAGGCCGUGUUUUCGAUGCUCAAGCAGCUCACGCUCCUACGCGCAGUGCGCUACAUCCAUCCAGUAUGUCUAUGGCUUGUCCGCGUCGUAUGCCGCAACAUCCCAGCCAUUCAGAACGAAUACGUAAAGCACUGGAACUACACAGCUGAGCGCGUUGACCGCCGGCUUGCAAGCACGCCUGACAGGCCAGAUCUUUUGACCGAAGUACUCAGCAUGACAUCGGAAGACAAGGACGAACGCUCGGAGGAGCUGAAGCUGCAGGAACUCUAUGUCAAUGCGCAAACAUUCAUGCUAGCUGGUACCGAGACAACGGCUACCGUCUUGAGCGCUGUUACCUUCUACUUGCUUUCUAAUCCCGAUAUGAUGACACGACUGCGCACAGAGAUACGCAACACAUUCGCUACGAUCGAUGACCUGCACCUGGAUCCGCUGGCCAACAAAUGCCAAUACAUGAAUGCUUGCCUGAAGGAGGCCCUCAGAUUCCACCCACCGAUCCCAAUUGGUCUGCCUCGACUCACACCGGCUGAAGGAGCGACGAUCAAUGGACAAUUCGUGCCCGGCGGUACCAGUGUCUUUGUCCAUCAGACUGCAACAUAUCGCUCGGCUUUACUAUGGAAAGAUCCUGACAGCUUCCGGCCGGAGCGCUGGCUGGAUGGGAGCAAAGAGUAUGAGAACGACAAGCGCGAUUCCAUGGAGCCGUUCUCCUUUGGUCCUCGGAACUGUAUUGGAAAGAACUUAGCAUGGCAUGAGAUGCGGUUGCUUCUAGCGGCAGUCACGCUCCAUUUCGACAUUGAUUUGUGCGAGGAGUCAUCGAAUUGGGCGGAUCAGGAGGUAUAUUCGCUCUGGGAGAAGCACCCAUUGCACGUGAAGCUGAGACCGGUGGACAGUAGCUGA